AUGGCGGCCACAGAAACCCCAGUGAUACAAAAGAAAAGAGCCCCUAAAACAGCUAAAAAUAACAGAAAGCCUGCAGCGACUAGUCGCCUUCGUGAUCUUAUAGCUGCAGCAAGAAAAGCAAAGAAAAAUGAAGAUCCUCCAACAGUACCAGGGGAAGAAGAUCCAACAGCAGCAACUUUUAAAGCAGGUUUCUUCUGCGUGCGGUCUCCAAUCACAACUCCGCUUGCUCGGUGUACUGCGAGCAAGAGGAGUUCUGAUUGGAGACCGCAACAAAUCCAGUUUGUUAAAGGUUGUUCUCUCUAG
Molecule: messenger RNA, 303 nt
Organism: Parnassius apollo (apollo)
Lineage: Eukaryota; Metazoa; Arthropoda; Insecta; Lepidoptera; Papilionidae
Source: the annotation of a GenBank genome assembly